Oncorhynchus kisutch (coho salmon) is the source of this 2796-nucleotide messenger RNA. Its product is annotated as 3-mercaptopyruvate sulfurtransferase-like. Gene Ontology annotation, molecular function: thiosulfate-cyanide sulfurtransferase activity. The transcript has 2 exons. The record is from RefSeq and is a predicted model, not a curated record. Gene Ontology annotation, cellular component: mitochondrion. The coding region runs from base 1672 to 2562 and encodes 296 amino acids. NCBI's taxonomy places the organism in Eukaryota, Metazoa, Chordata, Actinopteri, Salmoniformes, Salmonidae.
AUACUGGAAUCACGUGAAUGCAUCAAAUUGCGUAAUAGUUCAGAGAAGGGUUGCCAUGAUCUUAGUUUUCCGGCAAUUAGGCGACUUUGAUAAUGUAUUCGGCGCUAGUUUUUGGCCGCCAUGGCAGUUCAUAAAAAAUAUAUAUUUCACUGUGACCUGCUGCUGACUAUCAGGCAGUGAGGCAGCCUAUUUCUGAGUGACAGAGAGAGUGGUGGAGAAAGAGCAACAAGAGUGCACUUCGUCACAACUUUUAACCAAUUGUAUGUAGGCUAUAUAGAUUAUUAUUAUGGGGACACCCAUUUCCAAACUCUUUUCCAUAAAACAUUUUAACGCGCUAAAACUGAUGCGCAUCAACAGAUAACGAUGACAAAGCACAGGAAAACUACUUUAGGUGCUCUAGAGCACAUUAGAUAAAUUCGCUCGGAGGUGGUUUAAACUGCAUUCUAAUGUCGAUUUUGUUUACAGAAAACCAUAUCAAGCGAAGGACUAAAAAUGCUCAGCUCUUGGGUCUCGAGCGCUAAGUGGACAUUUGAAAUGGAAGUUAUGGAACGGGGAAAAGUCCACAGCGAAACUGACAAUGACACACUUGCAUCUAUUGGUCAUCAAUUAGCGAAUAAAUUUACAUGCCUAUGUUGGCUACAGUAGCCUACUAUAUUAUACAAUAAAUAUGUUGAAAUUAAGAUAUCACUGGAAUCAUUGCAAAUCAAUUUGUUCCACUUGCGUAGCCGACUUUGAGCUGGCAAACUGAUUUAAUCAAUUGCCGAUAACUUCAGUUUAUUGUUGUUGUAGACUUGUGUUAUGUAAUUAUCCAUGUCCAUUUUUAGUUCAUGAAAUUGGAAGUACUCAAUUGUGACCAUGGUCACAGGUCUAUCGCAAUUGCUGAUCAACUGUUGUUAGAAUGCAUUAGAUUGAAGGUAACAGUCAACUAGAUUAGGCUACAGAUACAUACAAAAAUUUAAAAAACUGGCAGUUGUUGACCAGCACUCGCUAUGGACUCCCUGUACAGGUGAUUUGUUGGACAUGAGGGUCAGAAAUAACACUAAACAUGCAAUAUUGCAUUAUGUUAUUUUUCCAAGAAAUUUGCAGAUUUUGAUAAAUAGCUGGAAAUCAUGACCUAUUAGGUCUCGUAACUGUGUGGAAAAGGUGGAACAAUAUUAGACUUGAAAUCAAAAUGGUACAUGUUUACAGUUCUACAAAUGACCUACAGAAUGAAGGGCCAGUGAAAGCUAAUGAAGGCGUCAUACCAGUAUCACACCCAUGCAUCAAAUUGCAUAAUAGUUCAGAAGGGUUGCAAUUAGGCAACUUUGAAAAUGAUGUCACUGGUGAACAUGUAUUUGGUUGCUUGUUGCUGGUUUUUGGACUAUUUCUAAAUUGCACACCUACUCAUUCCAGGGUUUUUCUUUAGCUUUACUAUUUUCUACAUUGUAAUAAUUAUUAUUUUGAUGGAAAACCGAAUUUUGAUUCUAAAGUUGUUAGACGUUAAAUCAAGAUUCCUUCUUAAUUCGCUCAGUAACGUUGUGGAAAAAAGGGGUUUAUUGGCUAAAUGUUGCAACUCCCCUCUCCCUGCGCAAAAGAAAAAGGGACUACUUUCAGGAUUUUUGAGCGGGUUUUGGAUUAGAAUUUUGUUGAAGACAUGGCAACCUUGAUUCAAAGUUCAAGACAAGGACAAUCAUGGCGGUGCAAACCCAGGAGCUUGUUUCAGCCAAAUGGCUUGCAGAUGCAAUAAAGAGCAACCUUAUUGGACCGAAUCUUCGAAUUCUGGAUACAUCCUGGCAUGUACCGAUAUUAAAACGCGAUGCAAAUGCGGAAUUUAACCAACAGCACAUACCUGGAACUUCGUUCUUUGAUAUUGACAAAUGCUCUGACAAAACUUCCUCGAUGGACCAUAUGCUCCCAACUGCAAACUACUUUGCAGAGUAUGUGGGGGGUUUAGGUAUAGGAAACGAUACACAUGUAGUAGUGUACGAUACCAGCGAUUUUGGGUCAUUCAGCGCACCCCGAGUGUGGUGGAUGUUCCGAUUAUUUGGGCACAAUUCUGUAUCGGUCCUGGACGGGGGUAUGAAGAAUUGGCUGGCCGAGGGGCAUCCUGUCACUGCAGAAUACACCAAGCCAGGACGUGCGGACUUCAAGGCGACCGCCAAUCAAUCAUGGGUCAAGUCAUAUGAUGAUGUGCUGAAAAACAUCGAGACCAAACAGGUGCAAGUGAUUGACACAAGACCCGCCGGCAUGUUCCGGGGAACUGAACCAGAACUAAGAGAUGACAUUGAGCCUGGCCACAUUCCUGGUACUAUCAACAUGCCUUUUACCAAGUUCAUGGAUGCCUCAGGCAAGGAGUUGGAGCUUGAAGUGCUGGCAAAAAUGUUCCGAGAGGCAGGGGUGGACUUGGAGAACCCUUUCUGGGUAACCUGUGGGUCAGGGGUCACUGCAUGCCACGUGGUUCUGGCUGCUCACCUGCUGGGACAUUCAGGGUCAGUGUCUGUGUAUGACGGGUCAUGGUAUGAAUGGUUCAAAAGGGCUGCCCCAGAGCAUGUCAUCUCUGAGGGCAAGGGGAAGCAAGUGUGAUGUGGAGAGAAGGGUAGAAAUGAGCACAAAGAAAAUUACUGUUGAAUGAGCAGGGAGGGGACACUAUGAAUCACAAAGGAAGCUACAGAUUGCACAAAAUAUGGAGGGUUUUACUGAUUUUGACUGAAGAUUUGGAUGAAUGUGUCAUUGUGAAAGAGUUCACCAUUCAAGAGUCCAUGAAUACAGUAUGCCUAUGUUUAUAUUCAAGAUGUCCAAUAAAGGUGUUACAAACUA